CAAAGAUAAUAGUGUUGCUGGUAUUUCGGUCAGAGACACAAAAGCACCAGUCAGACAAUAGACCUCCUUCAAGGUCUUGUGAGAUUGUAUUACUAGAAACCAACAGGGUUUUCUGUGAAGAAGAGAUGAGGAUGAUUCCAGCAUUUAGGCCACUUGCACUGCUGUGAAGAGCUACUUUGGCAAAGACAUACUCUGGAUUAUACCACUGGAAAGUAAACCCACCAGACGCCUCCAGACCAACACGGAAUCCAAAAAAAGGAUCCUUUUUUUAGGAGAAGAAAAACCCAUGGCUGCCCACCGGCCUCCUGUUUGAGUUUGGAUUACAGAUACAAGGCCUAGGCAUGAUGCUUUCUACCUGAACAAGCCACCAACUGUCAACAAUGUUUACCCCCAGGAAGAGCAGUCUUCCCUCCCCCAGCCUGGAGGACUCCUUCUUCCCCCUCUCCUCAUCCUCCUCCAUGUCUCUGUCCUUUGCGUUACCUUCAUCCACAUCUUCUCAAGGCUGCAGUGACAAUGGAGGAGGGAUAGAGACAGAUCUGAUACUCGCUGCAGAGCUGGGGCAGGCGUUACUGGAGAAGAAUGAGGAGCUGGCAGCCUCUCUGGAGCAGAGUGAGAGGGAGUUGGAGGCUGUACAGCAGGAGAAGCAUGUUCUUCAGAGGAAGCUGGAAAUGAACCAGCUGGAUUCUGGGCAGAGGGAGGCAGAGCUGACGACAGAUUUAGCCGCCUUGAGGGUGGAGCUGGAUCGACAUCACAGCCAAGGGCGUGACCGGCGGCGGGAUGAGAGUGAACAGCUGACUCAGUUAGCCAACCACAACCAACGCCUGGUGGAGCAGCUAUCAGAGGCUGUGACACUUGAACACACCUUGAGGACUGAGCUCCGAUCCCUCAGAGAAGAGAUGGACGAAUCAUUUUUCAGCAGAAAUAUCAACUCCACACAGCUAGACAACAUACAAGGAGAGAACAGAGUUUUGAAGGAGCGACUGUCACACAAGGAGACACAACUUAAAGCUUCACAAGAUGACAGUGAUAGACUUCGAGUGGAGAGAGAGGCACUGAGAGAGAAGCUGUCGGACCUACAGACCAAACUGCGAGAGAAAGAGGCAGAGCUAGAGCAGGAGCAGGGGGUGGUGUUUGAGUUACGAACCUUGAAUCGCUCUCUGCAGCAGAAAGAUCUGAACCUGGGAGAAGAGAGCUUCCUGGACAGUAGAAACACACAACCUUUGUCUCUGCAUAGUGAAAUUCAGCAAACACAGGCUAAAGAGGCUCUUCUAGCUCACUCCGACGUCCUGCAAGCAAAAGAUGAAGAGAUACAAGACCUCAAACAGGAGGUUCAAUCCCAACUAGAAGAGCUGGAGUCUUUAAGGGAGGAAAUCAAGCCAUUUAGAAACAGUCCUGAUAAACCAAGCUACAGUUUCUUAGAGAACGACCUGGCCACUGUGCGUCAGGAGAAAGAAACACUUACUCAGCAGCUUCUCAACACCAUCAAACACAAGGUGACGCUGUCUCAAGAAUUGGAUGCGUGGCAGGAGGACAUGCGGUUGGUGAUCAAUCAUCAGGUGCAGCAACAGGAGGAGGAGAGAAAGCAAAAAGAAAGGGACAAAGAAAACACAGGAGGACUCCAAAGAAGCAAGUCUUUGAGAAUGCGGGGUGAAGGAGGGAAAGGAUUCUUCUCCUUUUUCAAAGACAAAUGACAGAGAAAGGUGUUGUCUGUGUAGAGGAGAGAGUAUUAUUAGUCUUUGACCUUGCCACUAUAUUUGGGACCUCAGCUGCAAGAUAACAUUUUUUUUAAUGUCAUAUCAGCAUCACCAGUGAAAUGU
Molecule: messenger RNA, 1817 nt
Organism: Notolabrus celidotus (New Zealand spotty)
Lineage: Eukaryota; Metazoa; Chordata; Actinopteri; Labriformes; Labridae
Gene: bicdl2
Product: BICD family like cargo adaptor 2
Exons: 10
Coding region: 381-1691 (436 amino acids)
Biological process (GO): vesicle transport along microtubule; Golgi to secretory granule transport
Source: RefSeq, a predicted model, not a curated record